AUGGCUGCGACUGAGCGCCAAGACGAAGGUGUCGCCAAGAACGCGAACACCUUCCAGAGCGACGUAGAAGAUGAGUCUACAAAAGAUGCCCGGGUCUUGGUGCUUCACCGGACAUUCAAUACGUUUCACAACUUUGCGACAACUUUCGCUGCUCUCUACUUCAUUGGUGGAGUCCGAGUGACAUUCUCUACUGGUAUUGCUGCCGGAGGCAAUCUGGCCUACUGGACGAGUUUCAUUGUGACUUGCGUCUUUACUUUUAUCACCGCGGCAGUCAUUGCUGAGAUCUGCUCCUCUCUGCCCCUAGCGGGUUCUAUCUACCUUUGGGCUGCUGAGGCUGGCGGACCCCGGUUUGGCAGAUUCUUCGGCUUCAUCGUUGCAUGGUGGAGUACCACGGCAUGGACGACUUUCUGUGCGAGCAACACGCAAGCCGCUGUUAACUACAUGCUUUCGGAAAUAGUUGUCUUCAACCUCGACUUUCCUUCUGAUUCCUCGAGCGUCGAAUUCCGGGCUGUUCAAUGGAUUACCACAGAAGUCAUGCUGGCCUUGGCUGCCAUCUGGAAUCUUUUGCCCCCCCGCUACUUCAAAUGGAUCUUCUACCUGUCAACCGGGUUCGUCUUGCUGGACUUUGUUCUCAACAUGGUCUGGCUCCCAGUCGCAACAAGCAAGAGCGAGUAUGGCUUCCGAUCCGCUCAUGAUGCUUUCAUGACGACUUACAACGGAACCGGCGCUCCGGCGGGUUGGAAUUGGUGCCUCUCGUAUCUUGCUACUGCCGGCAUCCUCAUCGGAUUCGACGCUUCCGGUCACGUUGCUGAGGAGACCAAGAAUGCAAGUGUCGCUGCCGCCCGCGGUAUCUUUUGGAGUACCGUGGUCAGCGGGAUCGGUGGCUUCAUUGUCGUGAUAUUGUUUCUCUUCUGCGUUCCAUCCUCGGAGAGGGAGGGCAUAUUUUCAUGA
Molecule: messenger RNA, 951 nt
Organism: Colletotrichum fioriniae
Lineage: Eukaryota; Fungi; Ascomycota; Sordariomycetes; Glomerellales; Glomerellaceae
Source: RefSeq, a predicted model, not a curated record